Molecule: messenger RNA, 3099 nt
Organism: Bradysia coprophila
Lineage: Eukaryota; Metazoa; Arthropoda; Insecta; Diptera; Sciaridae
Biological process (GO): cell surface receptor signaling pathway; G protein-coupled receptor signaling pathway
Cellular component (GO): membrane
Molecular function (GO): G protein-coupled receptor activity
Source: RefSeq, a predicted model, not a curated record
AUGGUGUGCCUGUACAAUCAACUUGAACCGACUAUGUUGUCGCUGUCCUGUCCGGAAGGAUAUCGAACCACACGGUAUGCUACCUUCCAGAAUGUUUGCAUUAAAAUUACAAAAUUUGCCGAGCCAAUAUCACCGAAACUGCUGAGCGAUGACUUUGUUCGGGAUAACAUUUGCGAGAACGUGUUCUCCAUCAACUCCGGAUCGACGCUCUACAUUUUCCAGGAAUUAGCUCACAUCGAAAAGAUAAGUGCGUCGGAUCGUUGCUUGUUCAAAGCUGUUCCGGAUAAAGUUCUAAUUAGCGCAAACGAUUGGAUGGAAAUGGACAUGAGCCAAAUCGAUUUUGUCAAUUGGUCAUUCAAUGCGUCGAUUCCUCGCCAUCCCGACAAUCACAUUUUAGUGGCAUCUCUGAAUGGAACUUGGAUUUGGGAAGACAGUGUGGUAACGUGUGCGAUAUGUUUCGUUGAAAACGAAAUUCUCACGCCCACCAUUGAGCUGCACAAGUACGAUAAAAGCAACCUAAUCGUUCGCAUUCAAAACGAGGAAUCUCUGUGGCGAAAUCAUCGUCGUAGCGCGGGAUUCUCGUGUUUUGCAUUCGUUUACGCACAAAAUCAAAUCAAAACGGUGGACUUCGUCUAUCAGUACUAUGACGGUUCGGCCAAAAUUUAUCAUUUAGCAACGGUUGGAGAGGGACGAUACUGGUGUUCUGGCCUACAGAUCAGAUCGUUUGACGUAAUCGAAACGGAAAUUAUUCACAUUCAGCGGCUGACUCAAUUCGCGAUUCUCGUCGAACGGCCACGGCCCACGCUACCAUCGUACGAAGUAUCACAUCCUUCAAUUGUCAGAAUGUUUCGAAAUUUUCUAGCUUCGUUCAUGGAUCCGAAACAUCUUAUGAUCGAGAACGUUUCGUUAAAUUUAACGACCUCGGAUGCCAUUCUAUUCCACGUCCGUGUGUUGAUACAGAGUGACGCAUUUCGCGAAUUCGAAGAGAAUCGUUUGAACAUCAGUGACACCCUGCUGGCUGUGUAUUACGUUCGAGAGCAGCUAAACGAAAUUCGUCUAUCCACCAACGAAAGUUCACCGUUCAACAUUCUAUCGCUAAAUUCAACCGCAUUCUGUUUGCCCGCAUCAAUAUCCCAAUUGAAUGAAAUUAAUUGGGCGGGAGCCAGGCUCGGUCAAUAUUCAACAUCCCUCGAAUUUUGUUUGUUGCUUAAUGGCUUGCCAGUGACGAAACGAUGCAUCGGAGACAGUUUGUUUGGCGGUGUCUGGGUGCCAAUACCAGAAAGAUUUGAAUGCCGGAACGAUUUACAGUCAAUGGUUACGUACAAUUUACACAAUCUAACAAAUUCGUAUUUGACCUCCGAAAACACCAGUCAAGUACUGUUUCAGAUGGUCGAAAUAGUUUUCGAUUCGGACUACGCAUACCUGAUCAGUGCUGAUGUCUUUUACGUCAGUCAAAUUUUGAUGGACGUUGCAAACUAUAUGCAAACGUAUCCACUGAGUGACGAUGAUGUAUUAGAGGUUCUUCGGUUAUAUGAUCGCCUGUUAAUGGUUAAUGAGUCGAUAACAGUGUCUGCAGCACCAUUAAAUACCACUAACGUUCUCCUGAAUACACUGGAUACGAUUCUAGACAGCGUUACGUGGUCGGACCUGAAAUAUUAUGAUCUAGAAAUCGAUGAUGGUGUGGCAAGCUUCAUACAGCCGAGACUGUCGAGUUUCGUAAUUUAUCCGUCACUAACCAAUAUCACUGGAGUGGCUGUAACAAGUCCGAAUGGAUCGACAACGCAUGAAUGGACCGAGUACGCGAUUCAGUAUUUAUAUCAAAACGAUACGAUUGCUGACAUUCUGUCCAUACCGAAUUUGGUCAUUGGUUCGUACAUACCAGCUGCACUUCUUUCCCGUCUGGACAACCCGAAUGUGUACAUUAUCAUCACCCUAUUCAUAAACGAUGUCCUCUUCCAAAUCGACUAUGACAGCGAAUUAUCGGAUCGAUAUGCAAGCUCAAGCGGCAGUAUCAUUUCGAUUAUAUUGCCCGGUGUUACCGAGAUCCUACCCCAUAAACUGCCGAUAUUUUUGAAGCCGAAUGAGCGCAAUUCAAAUGAUAGCGUCAACGUUUGUGGCUAUUGGAAUUACGUUAAUGGGUGGGCAAUAAAUGGAUGUGAACCGAGUGCCGUAACAUCGACAACGGUACUGUGCGAGUGCACACAUUUAACACAUUUUGCUUAUCUAUUCCACGGUCAUAAUUCGAUACCUCCGGAGCAUAUUAAAACAUUGAAUCUGAUAACACUUAUCGGCUGUUCGAUUUCCCUGUUCGGUAUAUUCGGCAUCUAUCUGAGCGCAAUUCUAUUUCGUCAGUGGCGCAAAUUGUGUAGCACGAAAUUUUUGCUUCAAUUUUCAACGGCAAUUUCAUUUGAGAUGAUUAUGCUGGCAUUUGUGAACACGCAAGCGAAUUCGUUGCGAUUACUUAUGGCCGAUAAUAUUGUCGGUUGCAUUGCCUUGGGCGCCUUCCUACACUAUUCGGUGCUGGUCACAUUCUUUUGGAUGCUCAUAAUUGCUUACAUGCAGUACAUGCGCUAUGUGAUCGUCUUCCAUAAACUCAAAACGAGCCACUUCUUUUUCAAAUCAUCGCUGUUGGGUUGGACUAUACCCAUCAUACCGAUACUUUUAGUUUUAUUGCUCGAUCCAAUGAGCUAUGUUCCGAACAUAGACUACUACAGCAAUAAGAUAUGCUAUCCGACCGGAUAUUCUCUGUACUUUGCCGUGAUGAUGCCAAUAUCCUUCUUCACUUUCGCCAAUUUUGUCAUCUUUUUCCUGGUUAUAAAAAGUUUGGCUUCCGAGAGCGAUCUCGUGCGAAGAAAUCGAGACAAGUCAUCGAUUAUGUCUCAAUUGCGAUUGUCCAUUUUCUUGUUCUUCUUGUUGGGAUUGACGUGGAUUUUUGCCUUCUUGUCUACCGCUACCACCGGACUAGUGUUCACAUAUAUGUUUUGUUUGACGGCCACUUUGCAGGGAUUCAUUUUGUUCUUUUAUUUUAUCGUUAUGGAUCCGGUCGUUCGACGACUGUGGAUUGGAUUGUUUAGUAAGUUGUGGCUCAGGAAGAAGUAA